Molecule: messenger RNA, 3694 nt
Organism: Astyanax mexicanus (Mexican tetra)
Lineage: Eukaryota; Metazoa; Chordata; Actinopteri; Characiformes; Acestrorhamphidae
Gene: slc7a7
Product: solute carrier family 7 member 7
Exons: 10
Coding region: 428-1933 (501 amino acids)
Biological process (GO): amino acid transmembrane transport
Cellular component (GO): membrane
Molecular function (GO): basic amino acid transmembrane transporter activity; L-amino acid transmembrane transporter activity
Source: RefSeq, a predicted model, not a curated record
UUCUCUCCACAUGAAAGCAGAAGUCUAUCAGCUGAUCCGCCGGUCAAACUUCAGCACACCUUCAGGAGAACCGAGAGAGAGAGAGAGAGACAGAGAGAGAGCAGCUGUAGUAUAUGAGUGUCUAACGAAGUCAUCUAUCUAAUCGUUGUUUUCAGCCCGGUCUCCUGCUAAAAUGACUCUACAGAUGUGUUACUAUCUUCCUGCUCAAAUGUGAAACACCAGUAGAGGACCAGCAGACAUUCACUGGAUUAACUGAGAACUAUUAGUCGCCUGAGAGAGAUGUCACCUCAAGACGUCUAAUCCAGAUACAGUCAGGCCUUCUAAACUUCCUUAAUUUGAACUUAAAACUUUAAAUUAAAAGACACUGAGAGUCAACUGGUCCAGUCAGCAUCUCUCCUAUACAAUCUGCCAUCAAUCCCAGGCAAAGAUGGCCUCCUACAGCCCUGCCUCUACACAAGAGUCUCCCACAGAGGUGACCAAUGGACACCUGAAAUCGUCCAGCUCUAAUGAGUCAAUGAAACUCAAGAAGGAGAUUUCUUUGCUAAAUGGUGUCUGCCUCAUUGUGGGGAACAUGAUUGGCUCUGGAAUCUUUGUCUCUCCUAAAGGCGUUCUAAUGUACAGUGCAUCCUAUGGCCUGUCUCUAGUAGUGUGGACCAUUGGUGGAGUGUUCUCAGUAUUUGGGGCGCUCUGCUAUGCUGAACUGGGAACCACUAUCACAAAGUCUGGAGCCAGUUACGCCUACAUCCUCGAGGCCUUCGGAGGGUUCCUGGCCUUCAUCCGUCUGUGGACGUCUCUCCUCAUCAUUGAGCCUACUAGUCAAGCUGUGAUAGCUAUCACCUUCUCCAACUACAUGGUGCAGCCCAUCUUCCCUACCUGCAUCGCCCCCUAUGCAGCCAACCGUCUGUUGGCUGCAGCCUGCAUAUGUUUGCUGACCUUUGUAAACUGUGCCUAUGUGAAGUGGGGUACACGUGUACAGGACUUCUUCACCUAUGCCAAAGUCAUCGCUCUCAUUGCAGUUAUCAUCACUGGCUUGGUGAAGAUAUUCCAGGGACACACACAGAACUUUGAGGGCCUGUUUGACAAUUCGUCCCAUGAUCCAGGUGAUGUGGCCCUAGCUCUGUAUUCUGCUCUGUUCUCCUACUCUGGCUGGGAUACCCUCAACUUUGUCACAGAGGAGAUUAAAAACCCCGAGAGGAACCUGCCGCUGUCCAUUGCCAUCUCCAUGCCCAUUGUCACAGUGAUCUAUAUCUUGACCAAUGUGGCCUACUAUACAAUCCUGCCUAUUCCUGCUAUCCUGGACAGUGAUGCUGUGGCUGUGACAUUUGCAGACAAAGUAUUUGGAGUGUUUAACUGGACAAUCCCGCUCGCUGUGGCCCUCUCAUGCUUUGGAGGACUGAAUGCUUCUAUUUUGGCUGCUUCAAGGCUGUUCUUCGUGGGCUCCAGGGAGGGCCACCUGCCUGACUACCUGUGCAUGAUUCACGUUAGCCGCUACACCCCCAUCCCUGCACUGCUCUUCAAUGGUGCCAUGGCUCUGGUGUAUCUAUGUGUGGAGGACAUCUUUAAACUGAUUAACUACUACAGCUUUAGCUACUGGUUCUUUGUGGGGCUGUCUAUCCUGGGCCAGCUGUAUCUGCGUUGGAAACAGCCAGACAGACCACGCCCAUUAAAGCUCAGUAUUAUCUUCCCGAUUGUUUUCUGCCUUUGCACCAUCUUCCUUGUGGUGGUCCCUCUCUACAGCGACACCAUCAACUCCUUGAUUGGCAUUGGUAUUGCCCUCUCUGGCGUACCUGUCUACUUCCUGUGCUGCUACACCCCAGCCUCACGGAGACCGAUGUGGCUGCGGAGGUUUAUCGCGUCAUCUGGUGUGCUGAUCCAGAAGGUCUGCUUCUCUGUGCUGACAGAGAUGGAUACAGAUGAAGGGAAAGUGGAGUAAAAAAGGACAAUGAGUAACUUAUAAGCAAACCUAUCUAUGCAGUAUACAGAUUUCUCUUUCCAUGGUUCAGUCAACAAGACGCAUGAGCAGUUGUGUUAAUUGACUGAUGAGAUUUUGGGUACUGAUUUACACAGAUACCUGAAUGACGACUGCUAAUAGCAUUCACAUUCCUAUCAGGGGAAGAAAAAUCACUAUAACUGACAGUAAUUUCAUGUCUAUUUAUGGUGACUUGUAUUUUUGACAUUUGCUUUAAAGUAAACAAGAUUUUUCCAAAGAGUAGGAUUCAAAGGAUUUUAAUCCUAAAUAUAACACCCAUUUCUAACAUAUAGGCUACGUUCAGACUGCCAGCCUAAAUCCCAUUUGGCAUAUCCAAAUUUUAACCAUACUGAUUUUUUGAUCAGCUGGACACCCAGGAACCACAUGAAAUCUGAUUUUUGCAAAUUGGAUCCAAAUCCCUUUUAGAGGUGGUUUGAAUUGUGAUUACAAUCAGAUCUGUACAGAUGUGCCUUAGUCUGUCUGCUUAAAUUGGAUUUUAAUACACCGUUUGUUUAAUUAAUAACACAACAAACAAUGACCUCAUCAAACCCAGAGUGACAGAAAUGUGCCAAAAAUAGCACAAAAUGUUAGUUAUUGAUGAAAAAAUUGACCAUUAGAGAAAUUAAUGCAGAUACAUUUGUGAUGUCCAGAAACAAAAACUCUUUAAGAAAAAGUCUAAUUACUCAUGACGAUCAAAUCAUUUACAUCAGCUGUGUGAGUAUUACUACCUAAUCUCUCUGUGUUCAGACUGGAGGCAAAUUAUAUGUUUUUUUAAAUCCAAUCUGGUGAGAGACACUGUCCAUAUUGUUAUUUGCAAGUAAUAAGAUUAAACAUCACAAAUCUAUCUGCAUGGGUGGCCGUGGUAAUGAGGUCCAGCAUCAGCCAGCACGCUGGUGGUGUGGCUUUCAUAUGUGAAGGCAGGGGUAACCGAGGUGCAUUUUAAUGACAGGUUAAAAUUUGAUUAGGGAAACCACACUGAAAUCCGAUUGAAUAAAUCAGAGUGUAAUUGCAUUUUAGACCACCUCCAAACGUGGUCUCACAUGAUUUCAGGCUGUACAGACUAUCGGAAAAUACACCUGGAAACAAUCUGCAUGUGCCUAAAAAACAGAUUUGGUCUGGCAGUCGAACAUAACCCAAGGCUGCAGAUUUUCACAAGCAAGAAUGAAGGGAUAUGUACCUUAGUCCCAAACGGGGCAGAACCAAUGAAACAAAAGCACUGAUAGCAUUAGACUUAUAUGUUUAAAUUUACAUUGUCAGGAAUUUAAAAAGUCCUGUGUUCUUAGGUCUUUGUUAUAUUUUAUAAAGCUAUAAAACGUACAGCGAUAUUUGUGAUAUUAUAAAAGAUUCUAAGAGAACAAAAAAAAAAUAAGAGUUCAUUUUUACCCAAAGGGCUAAAAAGCAAGUUCUAAAAAGCUUGAGGACUCUCUGAUUGCUCUGAUAUUUCUAUGUGUGGAGUUACAUUAAAUAACAGUAUACAUGUUCAUGAACAUGUCUAUUUGUUGGUAUUUGAAAUCACAUUUUUACAACACAAGUUAGGGAAGAUAUCUUAUAUUAGCUAGGAUCUCUUUUUUCUAGCAUUUUCCAUUUACUGGCUAUGACCAAAGUAAUAUAAGGUCUGGGAUAUUUGGACAAUUGUUGAACUAAAGGGGGGGGGGGUUAGAUUUCUGUUGAACAUUUUUCAUUACAGUAUAUUUAUGAAUGACAAAUAAACAAAUACCUGAUUAA